UAUUAUCUGUAUUUUAAUGACUUGAUCCUUGUUCCCAGUUUGGCUCCAUGCUGGACGAGAACGCCGGAUCCAAGUUUGACAACACCGGCCUGAACGCCAUGGCCAACAGCGACAAAGCAGGUCUGAAGCAGUUGAAGUGGGAGGCGAACAGAGACGACUGGAUGCAGGACCGCGACGCCAAGACCAUGAGGAAGAAGAAGACCAUGUUCAACAAGAACAAGAAGGCGUUCGGUCGCCCGCGGACGGGAGGAAAGACGUUCGGGAAGAGGAAGUAGUUGUCGUGAGAUCGUGGAGGUUUUUUUUAAUUGGAGGAUGUCCUCAGUCCUGAUUGGCCGACCAGGCGGCGAGGUCUUUCUCUCGGACGCCGUAGACCCCCGCCCACUCGUUGGACUGGUAGUAAACUGGGAGGAAACAGAGGAGACAUUUCUGUGAAUAAAGGACCCUGUUUUUCAUGGACGCAUUUAACAGAUUUCUUCUACGGGAAUUAAAGAGAUUCUCCAUCGAUGAGGCUGCUGAUAAAUACAUGGAAAUGUCAUUGCCUAGUAUUCCGUCAAAACACAUGAAAAGUCAUAAGUAUGCCACCCUGUUGGUCAUUUAACAGACUUCAUGUACAUCUACAGGAAUUAGAGUUAUACCCUUUUCUGAAGCGUGAUUAUACGAGUUAUUUUGUAAACUAAAGUGCCCAUUUCUUCAAUCCUGAUUAUUAAACAUUUAAAUGG
This is a messenger RNA of Notothenia coriiceps (black rockcod), 719 nucleotides long. Its product is annotated as CCAAT/enhancer-binding protein zeta-like. The record is from RefSeq and is a predicted model, not a curated record. Bases 48 to 275 code for a protein of 75 amino acids. The transcript is spliced from 2 exons. Lineage: Eukaryota; Metazoa; Chordata; Actinopteri; Perciformes; Nototheniidae.